AUGAAUAGCAAAUAUAAAAAAUAAAGAAUUAUAAAUCCAAGAGUUCUAAAGUAAAAAAUUAAAAAGAAAUCAUAAAAGCAUCAAAAAUUGUUUAGAUUUACUUUUUAGUUAGAUGAUUUGUCGUUUGAAUCAAAUCAAGAAGAAAUGGAAGAGCCUUGCUUUUAAUCAUCUGAAAAUAACACGAAAAUUCAAAAAGAAAGAGAAAAUUAUACUAUGAAGAAUAUAAAUGAUUUAACCAUAAAAAAGUCAGAUAAAAAUAAAGCACAUACUUUUAUUGAAAGCAAAGAAUUUGAAACUCUAAGCACUAAUUAUGAAAGCUAAUUAUAAUCUCUUGAAAAUUAAGAUUAAAAUAAGGAAGAAUAGAAAUAUUAAAUCAUAGAAGAUAAUCAGUGUAAUAAUCUUAAAUUUAAUGAAUAAUAAGAUGCUAAAAGUAAUUAAAUUACUUCAAAAAGUCAAGCAAGUGAUUAUUAAUUUGAAUAAUUUAAUCCGUAUGACUAUGAAAAUUAAGCUAAAAUUGUUGUAGGAGAACUAAAUGAAGAAAAUAUACCAAUUACAUCUAAGCCAAGAGAAUGGAGUAUAAAACUAUUUGAUGAAAAAAAUUCAAAUAAGACUUUAAGCUAAAAUUUUAAAGAGUAAAAAAAUAUUAUUUUAGAUGUUUUAGAGAAAUAGAAUUGCUAUUUGAUGGAAUUCUUAAAAUCACAAUAUAAACAAGAUUUAUUUUAGGGAUUUUACAAGAAUCAUUAGCCUGAAUACUUUAUUUUGAUUAAUUAUACUGAAAAUCAAUAAGAAAUUAAAAUAAUAAAAUAAUUAGAAUAAUUGAAAUUAACUAAAUUGAUUAAAGAAAUUAAGGUGACAGAAAAUAUUCAUACAUUAAUAUUGUAAAAAGAAAACUACAACAUAGUUGAGUAAUAAAUAAAAUAAUUGAUUCAAAAAGAAAUUAAGAUUUGGGACAAACAAUACUUUAUUUAAAUAAAUGAAGGGAAAGAUAUCAAUUUGAUAAGAUGUUACAAAUGUCAAAAUUGUUAAAAUUCUAUGGAGUGUUCGGAUUAUUAGCAUUUUAGGUAAUUCUAAUUAGUAUAGGAUGUCAUAUUUGAGGCUCUUUAAAGAAAGUAUUAUUAUUUAUGUUAAUAUUUGGCAAAAGGUGGAGAAGGAAUAAUUUUUGAGGGAUACAAAAUAAAACAAGUUGGUGUUUAUGAAGAUUUUAUAUUUAAGAUCAUCUUUGAUCUGAAUGAUUAAGAAAUUCAAAGUGAAAUAAGUAUUAUGAAACUUUUUGAAAAGAAUAUAAAUGUAAUUAAAUUCAUAGAAGUUAUUUAAGUUAGUAAAAAUAUCCACAUUUUUGUAUUAGAGAAGUGCAAAUAUAGUUUAAAAGAUGAGUUAUUUUUGAUAGAAUAACAAAAGGAGGAGUUUAAUUAAAUGAAGCUACUUCGCAUUAUAUUUGAUUUAUUAGAUGGAUUAAUUUAGUUUAGGAUUUAUAAUAUUUUGCAUCUUGAUAUAAAGCCAUAAAAUAUUCUAGUUUCAAAAUCAGAUAACUAUGUUUUUACAGAUUUUGGCAUUUCUUCUAUCAAAAAAGAUAAUUCAAAAAUUAAUAUCAAAGGUGGUACUUUUAGUUAUGCAUCACCUGAAUAGCUUAUAGAUGAUCCUAAUAUUGAUUUUAAGUCUGAUGUAUACUCGCUUGGAAAAACGUUUGAGGUUGCUUUGAAAUUAUAUAAAAAAUAGGAUGAUGAAUUUUUAGUACUAAAAUUUAAUCAAAUAGUACAACAAAAAAUGAUUUAAAACUAAAAAGACUAAAGAAAAAGCUGCUUGGAGUUGCAUGAAGAAUUUUUAAAAUUGCUAAUCGAGUGUAAUUGUUAGGAAUUUCUACAAGAAUAUUUAUAGAAAAUCAAAUACAUUUUGAAGUUAUUUCCUUACGAUGAUAAUAAAAACAUAACGUAUUUCUUAGACCUAAUGCUUUAUUAUAACUAGAAGACCUAUGAAAUAUAUUAUUAUUUCUUACAAAUAGAGGAAAAUGAAAUUGCUUUAAAAUAAAUUUUAAAAAAGAUGGUCAAAGCGCAAGAAGAUAUUAGUGAAUGCUUCUCCGAUUUAGGAGAUAGUAAAAAAGCUCUCAAAUGCUAACUUGAAUGUCUUUUAUUGAAAAAAACAUUUUUUAAGAAUGACUUAAGUUCAAUAGCAAAAUCUUUUAAUAAUUUAGGAUAGAGGUAUCUAAAAUUUAAACAAUUUUAAUAAGCAUUAAAGUACUAAUUAAAAUCACUUAAGCUUACAAAAUAGCUUUUUAAAGGUAAUCAUAUAAAUGUAGCUGUUUCUCAUAGUAAUGUUGGUGUGUGCUAUAGAGAAUUAAACGAUUAAUAAAAAGCUCUUUAAUAUUUCUUGUAGUCUUAUUAAAUGAGCAAGCAUGUUUAUAAAGGAAACAAUUCAAGUAUUGCUACAGUUUUAAAUAAUAUUGGAGCUUGCUAUUACAGUCUUUAUGAUUAUAGAAAUGCUUUAGAUUAUUAUGAAAAGUCUCUAUUUAUGAGAAGAUAAAUAUAUAAAGGAAGUCACCCAGAAAUAGCCUAGUCUCUGAACAAUAUUGGAAUGUACUAUAAGGAUAUAAGUUGUUUUGAAUUAGCGUUAUAAUAUUUGAAUGAAAGCCUUGAAAUGAUAAGGGUAAUUCAUAAAGAAGAUCAUCCAUUAGUUGCUUCUACUCUUAAUAACAUAGGUUUAUGCUAUUUAAAUAUUGCUGAUUAUGAUAUUGCUUUGAAUCAUCUUUUGAAAUCCUUAGAAAUAAAAAAAAGAAUUUAUUCAGAAAAUCAUCAAGAAAUAGCUUAAUCUUUACAUAAUAUUGCGUCUUGUUAUACAUAAAAUGGAUAAAAUGAUAAAGCUUUAGAGUAUUUCAAAGAGUCUCUAAAAAUAGAAAGAUUAAUUUACCCAGAAAAUCAUAUUUAGAUUGCAUUAUCUCUAGAUGGAAUAGCAUCAUAUUAUUCUGAUACAGAUGACAAUUAAUAAGCUCUUGGAUAUUAUUUAGAGUCACUUCAGAUUAGAAAAAGUAAUUUUGAAAAUGCAAAUCCUCAUGUAUCUGCCUCAUUAAAUAAUGUGGGAUUCUGUUAUUUGGGACUUAAAGAAUGUGAAAAAGCUUUAAAAUUUUUAGAAGAAUCACUAGAAAUGGACAAAAAAUUAUACUAAGGAGACAAUGAAAGCGUAGCUACGUCGUUAAACAAUAUUGGAAGUUGUUAUUUAAAGAUGGGAGAUAAAAACUAGGCAUUAAAAAACUUAAUGAGCUCUUUAUAAAUGAGAAAGAGAAUAUAUAAAAAAGACCAUCCUUCGAUUGCAACGUCAUUAGAUAGAGUAGGCGUAUGCUAUCAAGAUCUUUAGGAUUAAAAAAAUGCAGAAAAAUAUUUACUUGAGUCUCUCAAAAUGAGAGAAAAAAUAUUUAAAAAAAAUCAUCCUGACAUAGUAAUUUCACUAGACAAUCUAGGAGAGUUUUACAGAAGUAUCUAAAAUUAUAAAACUUCUUUGACCUUUUUCUUAAAAUCAUUAAAAAUAAAUUAAUCAAUUUAUGAAAAAGAUCACUUAGAGAUAGCUAAUUCAAUUAAAGAAGUCAUAUAAUGUUAUUCUGAUCUGCAAGACUAGGAAAAAGCAAAAGAAUAUUAACAAAAAUAUGAUCAAAUAAUCAAAUAAAUUGAUUUAAAAAAGCAAGAAAGCAAAAAUUGA
This is a messenger RNA of Tetrahymena thermophila SB210, 3684 nucleotides long. RefSeq names its product tetratricopeptide repeat protein. NCBI's taxonomy places the organism in Eukaryota, Ciliophora, Oligohymenophorea, Hymenostomatida, Tetrahymenidae. The record is from RefSeq and is a predicted model, not a curated record. Gene Ontology annotation, molecular function: ATP binding; protein binding; protein kinase activity. The transcript has a single exon. Gene Ontology annotation, biological process: protein phosphorylation.